AUGUCCGUGGCUCCAGAGCCCAAAGCGGGGAGAGUUGUGGUGGAGAAACGACAAUUACGCCGGGACGAAGAUGGGGGUUUUGCGCAACAAGCGAACGAGCUAGAAGACAUCUUGGAGGGGCAGCAAAGACGCAUCCAGGCGCUGCAAGCCAACAUAACAGUGGAAGUAGAAUGCCAUGAACGUUCUUGCCGCGCCCAACUUGUAUGUGAAAAAGAAAACCUUGAGUCGGAAUUGGCAUGUCUCGCUGGAGAGCUAGAUAUCCUUUCAGCGCGUUGGCGGGAAUUGCGUCAGGUGAGCGACCAUGCAUUUCAGUGGGGUGAGAUGUGGUCCAGGUGUGUCGAAGCUAGGUCUCGCAUCUGCGCUCUCAAGGAGGAAAUUGAGGAGGGCGAAAAACAGCGGGAGUCCAUUCAAACCCUGAUGAACAAUCGACAGGAACGAUUACAUACUGUGCGAAGGGAACUUCGCCAAGUACGACAGCAGGUGAGGUGGUUGCUAGAAUGUCAAGCUGCAGAUGAGCAGGCGUUUAGGAAUCGCAUUCGCGAGGAAGAGGAUUAUCUUCGGCGGCUGGUGGAGGCGCGUAAUGAAGUGGAAACCGAAUCUGCACAGUUAACAGAGACGGAGAAGCUGGAGUCAUCGCCGUUGCAGGAUGACGUGAAUGCAUUGGAGGCGUACCUCAAGGAGAUACAGGCUGACACUCAAAAGCUUCAGCUUCAGUGCCGCGACCUUCAAGACGAAACAGAGAGGGCGAAUAAGAAUGCAACUGAAUCCUCGCAAAAUGAGGUGACGACUUUGGCGUACCAACGAGCUUUGGAAAGUUACGAUCAACAGAUGAUGCACUUCUUGAAUGAGGAGAUGCAAUCCGCACGACGUCAAGGUGUAACACCGCUGUUGUUGCAAUCAAAUAAACGACAGUGGCUGCAAAACUACCUUAUUGUAUGGAAUCGUUUGUGUCAGCAGUACGCUGGACUGCGCCAAGAAGCAAGGAUGUCUACUGAAAGCCCUCUGACAGAAGUAAGACAAAAAAUUGAAACUGCAAAGCGAGAGCUUGGGGCGAUCAGAGGUGCCCCAGGUGAAGCUACAAGAGAACGCCAAACCGCCUUUUUGGCCCUUGAACAUCUGGUUUACUUGCUACGCACUGGCCAGAAAAUGGAGUCAGAGCUUCUGCGUCGCAUUGAGGAGACCGCGAAAGGUAUUGGCGAGAGCCCCGAGGCAUACACCUCUCUUGCAGGUGUGAACGGCUAUGCUGAUUUCACGGAGGAGGAGGAAGACGAAACCGUGAUGCCGAGUGAGUCAACCGAACUGAUGUUUAAGCCAAUUCCAGAGGAAAGUCCUGACUUGGCUCUGGAUGAGAUGCGGAGCCUCUCUGACUUUUCCCCUGAGGACUUGAAAAGGGAGGAGGCGGUUCAACAAACUACACAUCGAUCUCGAGGGAAUUUACAGGAGUUUCUUCACCAGAAGUCCCUCUUCCUGGGAGAACACGCCACGCAAGCCCACGUACCACUGCGACGUGCGGUGACAAAGAGCUCCCCCAGUAAUGUGGAAGGGGCGUUGAGUCAGUGCCUUGAGAAGAUGCUGGAGGAAAGUGUACAUUACGUGAAGCGCCAGAAGCAAGCGGGAGCGCAGGAUCAAAGAGAACUUUCUCAUGAAUUUCUUCGCGCAGAUGCAGAAUUUGCAGCAGAGGCCCAGGAGUUGCAGACGCGGGUGCGACAAAUUGUUGCUGAACGCCAGAAAUCGUCUUUGGCUUAUUCUUCAGGUGGGUAA
Trypanosoma conorhini is the source of this 1761-nucleotide messenger RNA. RefSeq lists its product as uncharacterized. NCBI's taxonomy places the organism in Eukaryota, Euglenozoa, Kinetoplastea, Trypanosomatida, Trypanosomatidae. The transcript has a single exon. The record is from RefSeq and is a predicted model, not a curated record. Bases 1 to 1761 code for a protein of 586 amino acids.